AUGUCAAUCUGGGUAGAAGAUACUAUUGGCAGAUACCUUCCAAUUCAGGAGGAUGGCAACUGUCUCUUCAGGGCACUUGCUGUGCGAUUGGGGGGGAAUAUAACGCAUAAGCAGUUGCGUAAAAUUAUCGUCAAAGAGGUGAGGGAUCAUUGGGGUAACUACAUAAAUAAUGUUUUUGAUUAUAAAAAUGCGAACAAGUAUUAUUGGGGAAUGUUACAGCUUGGUAAAUGGGGUUCUGCUGCCGAAUGCUUGGCCUGCGCUAACGUUUUUAAUAGGAGAGUUGUCAUCGUGAGGGACGGUAUUUUACUUGUGGAUCAUGGUUCUCGUGAUGACAUUCAUCCUAUUGUAUUACGUUAUAUUGGUGACAACCAUUACGAUUUACAUGAGCCUGCUGUUGUUUCUUUAUUUAAUGCUGGGGGUGCUGCUGUUGCCCGAUCUCCUGUUGCAGUAGCUCCUGCUGCAGUAGCUUUUGCCAAAUCCACCUCAUGGAAGCGACAUCCACAACCACGCGUAGUGACCUUCAGUCAAAAAUUAAGGAGAGUCGAUUUUGAGAAACGACUCAAAGGGUGA
Messenger RNA from Ceutorhynchus assimilis (cabbage seed weevil), 570 nucleotides. The record is from the annotation of a GenBank genome assembly. Lineage: Eukaryota; Metazoa; Arthropoda; Insecta; Coleoptera; Curculionidae.